This is a messenger RNA of Colletotrichum fioriniae, 2697 nucleotides long. RefSeq lists its product as uncharacterized. Gene Ontology annotation, cellular component: cell wall; membrane. Gene Ontology annotation, biological process: proteolysis. Gene Ontology annotation, molecular function: serine-type endopeptidase activity. The record is from RefSeq and is a predicted model, not a curated record. NCBI's taxonomy places the organism in Eukaryota, Fungi, Ascomycota, Sordariomycetes, Glomerellales, Glomerellaceae.
AUGAGGUUCUCCUCCAAUGCCUCCCUCCUGCUAGGGCUUCUCGCCUCUGCAUCGCAUGUUGUUGUUGCCGCUGAUGAUGCUGCAGCUGCUGCACCCGCGGUCAACGAAGAUGUCUUCGUCCAAGGCGCCUACAUCGUCGAGCUUAAGGGUGAACAGGACCCCUCAGCGCUCUACGAUGAGCUGCGUUCUGAUGGCCUUGCCGUGAAACCCCGCCUGGACCUCAAGUUCGGCCUCUUCAACGGUGCCUCUUUCAGCGUCGACGACGCCGGCGAGCCCGACAUCACCACCGCCAAGAUCGCAGACAAGCUCAGCGUCAAGGGCGUCUGGCCGGUCCGCAAGAUCAAAAUGCCCAAGCCCGUGGGCACAUCCAUCGGCCGCAACGGGACCGCUUCCAGUGCUGCCCUCCUGCGCUCCCUCAAGGACAGACGCGACGAGGCCGCCAAGGAUACCUACAGCACCCAUAUCAUGACGCAGGUCGACAAGCUCCGAGAGGCUGGGUUCACGGGCAAGGGCAUCAAAGUCGCCAUCGUUGACACGGGCGUGGACUACCGACAUCCUGCCCUGGGCGGCUGCUUCGGCGAGGGCUGCCACGUCGCGUACGGCUGGGACUUUACCGGGGACAAUUACUACGAGAGCUCCGACGCGCCUACUCCUGACGCGGAUCCUCUUGACACCUGCCAGGGCCACGGCACGCACGUUGCGGGUAUCAUCAUGGCGCAGGAGAACGAGCUUGGCUUCACGGGUGCUGCGCCGGAUGUCACGCUAGGCGCGUACAAGGUCAGCGGGUGCGCUGGGUAUACGACGAGCGAGAUUCUGGUGUCUGCUUUCUACCGCGCAUACGAGGAUGGAAGCGAUGUCAUCUCGUGCUCUGCGGGCGACGACUCGGGUUGGGCGAGCGAUGCUGCUGGCGUCGCUGUCUCGCGCAUUGCCGAGGCUGGUAUUCCCGUCGUUGUUGCGGCUGGCAACUCUGGUAACUUGGGAGUCUGGGCUGUGGCCUCGCCGGCGUCUGGAAAGGCUGUUGCUGGCAUUGGGUCCGUUGACAACACCAUUUUGCCUAACCUCAUGAAGCGCGGCUCAUUUGUCAACGAGACGGGCGAAUUCGCCUUUGGGUGGGCCGACAGCACCCCCGUCACCACUGCGAACGUGACUCUCCGUCUAUGGAUUGCGGGUGCAAACGUUACGGCCUGCAACCCUAUCCCAGCUGAUAUCGAUUUGACCGAUUCUAUUCCCUUGAUCUCUAUGGACGCAGGAUGCCAAUCCGAUGUUCAGGCCGCGAACCUCCUCGCCAGAGGCGCGAAGUACAUCCUCUUCUAUCCUGCUAGCGAGUCGAUCUAUCCCCCGUACGUCUACACCGAGGGCAUUCUUGGCAUUGGAAUGGUCAUGCCCCGUCAGGCCCAGGAAUGGAAAGCCCACGCCGAAAAUGUCACCAUCACCAUCGGACCCCCCGAGACAUCCGGCCUCUUCGCCGAGCCCAUCACAAAUGGACCGACUGCCGGCUACACCAGCCCCUUCUCCAGCUACGGCCCAACCUGGGAGCUUGAAGUGAAGCCCCAGUUUACCGCUCCCGGCGGCGGCAUCCUCUCCACCUGGACCUGGGACCAGGGCGAGUACAUGGUCAACCCAGGUACUUCUAUGUCCACUCCCUUCGUCGCCGCCGUCUACGCCCUUGUCGGCCAGGUCCGCGGUACCCUCGACCAGGAGACCCUCCGCUCCGUCAUCGCUGCCACUGCUCAGCCGAAGGCCUGGAACGAUGGCACCGUUGCUCACGAUGGUAUUCUCGCCCCUGUGCCGCAGCAGGGCGCCGGCCUCGUACAGGCUUGGGACGCCGCUCAUGCCACUACGAUCCUCGGCUCAACGGGUAUCUCCUUCAACGAUACAGACCAUUUCGUCGGCGAGCACACCUUCAGCGUGAAGAACACGGCCGCUGAGGAGGUCACCUACAAGCUCGGCCAUGCCAAGUCCGUGACGGUGUACACCUUUACUCCGGGCGAAGCCCAGCUCAACGUCGCCCGUGCCCCGCCCCCGACCGUCGACGAAUGGGCGACAAUCAACUUUGAAGCCGACUCCCUGACCGUCCCCGCCGGCGGCAGCGCCGACGUCAAGUUCACCGCCGUGCCUCCCUCCGGUCUCAAUGCCACGCUCUUGCCCGUGUACAGCGGAUACAUCACCCUCGAAGGAAGCAACAGCGAGACCUUAUCCGUGCCGUACCUCGGUGUCGGCGGAAGCAUGCGCGACACCCCCGUCCUGGUCCCCGGCCUCGGUCUGAACGGGGUCUACCUCUCCUCCACGGACAACCACUUCCUCAUCCCCGUUGCCGCGAACCGGACUUUCACUAUUCCGCGUCCCGGAUCUACGGGCAGUGCCAUCUACCCCAAGAUGGUCGUGACCCCGACCGUCGGCACCACCGAUCUGCAUGUCGAGCUCGUUGCCCUCGGAAGAAGCGGCAACUCUACCCUCAAGGUCACUGAUGUGCUCGGGUACCCGACCCUCGGCGCGCUGCCGCAGUCGCCUGUUGCGUAUGCGCACAGGUUCGGGUACACAUGGAACUUUGGCGGCUUCUUGGCUGAUCGGACUAUUGUGCCCGAGGGCAGCUAUGCGUUUAUUGCGCGCGCGCUGAGAAUUUUUGGGGAUGCGAGCAAGGAGGAGGACUGGGAUGUCGUUGAGACUGUGCCGUUCAUCUUGAAGUAUCUUGCAUAA